UUUCAUAAUAUAUUUUGUCUGAAUAUAAAUAAUUAAUUUGCUAAAAUAUAAAGUGAACGAAUUUUUAAUGGCUCCUUGUUUGAAAAUGGGUUUUAUUUUCCUUUUGUUUGCCAUUUACUUCCAAUUUGGAUAUAGUUUGCAUUGCUAUCGGUGCAUCGGAGGAACGGGAUCAUCAUGUGAUGUUUUCAACAAACAACAUCCAAAUGUUCCAUUAAUACAUUGCGGUGAACCAGAGAAUGGAUUUCAUUGCAUGCAAACAGCUGAAUUAAUUAAUAAUCGGCGUCGCGUGGAACGGGGAUGUAUACACUUAAGUAAAGGGGAUCGAAAUCCCUGUACUGAGUUGAUUGCCAUAGAAAUAUCUCGGCUCAAUUAUACGGUACUACAUUGUAGUUUGUGUCAAAUAGGUAAUGGUUGUAAUAGCGAGACACCAGAAGAAAUAAAAUAAAAUAUACAAAAUUAAAGUUAAACUAUUUUUAAAAUUAAAUAUUGAUUACUGAUUUUCACAGAAAGAUUGACUUUUAUUUCCAUAUUUCCAUAAAGGUCUACGGCCCCUUCCCAUGUCUUAACAGAGAUGAAUUUUUUGUCCCUGAUUUAGUUGAAAAUCAUUUUCUAGAGUAAUUUUGAUAUAAAAAAAUACAAAAAACGAAUCUCUGAGAUAUUAAAUGAAAUUGUAAACGAGGAUAGUAUCUCCGUGCAAUUGCUUCAGUGGAUACCCCAGAAACUCGUAGAUCAAUCGCUAAAUUUAUCCAAUUUACGUGUCUGUGGAUUAUUUACCGUACCAAAAUACAUACAAAUUCAGUUUAUUUAGCGAUGUCUCUUAAACGAUUCACCCUAUCGUUAAAUGAAAUUGAUUUUUGUAACUUUCGAGUCAACUUACCCCCUAUAUACCAAGUUUCUAUGAG
Molecule: messenger RNA, 902 nt
Organism: Chrysoperla carnea
Lineage: Eukaryota; Metazoa; Arthropoda; Insecta; Neuroptera; Chrysopidae
Exons: 3
Coding region: 68-445 (125 amino acids)
Source: RefSeq, a predicted model, not a curated record